Molecule: messenger RNA, 1389 nt
Organism: Gigantopelta aegis
Lineage: Eukaryota; Metazoa; Mollusca; Gastropoda; Neomphalida; Peltospiridae
Product: keratin-associated protein 5-4-like
Exons: 2
Coding region: 1-1389 (462 amino acids)
Source: RefSeq, a predicted model, not a curated record
AUGGUCUUGUAUUUGACCAAUGUUCAGACGUUCCCAGCGUCGGAAUACCAACUGCCACGACAAAGAUGUCAGUACUGUGUGACUGGCUCUCAGUACUGUGUGACUGGAUGUCAGUACUGUGUGACAGGAUGUCAGUACUGUGUGACUGGCUGUCAGUACUGUGUGACUGGCUCUCAGUACUGUUUGACUGGCUGUCAGUACUGUGUGACAGGAUGUCAGUACUGUGUGACUGGCUGUCAGUACUGUGUGACUGGAUGUCAGUACUGUGUGACAGGAUGUCAGUACUGUGUGACUGGCUGUCAGUACUGUGUGACUGGCUCUCAGUACUGUUUGACUGGCUCUCAGUACUGUGUGACAGGAUGUCAGUACUGUGAGACUGGCUGUCAGUACUGUGUGACAGGAUGUCAAUACAGUGUGCCUGGCUGUCAGUACUGUGUGACAGGAUAUCAGUACUGUGUGACUGGCUCUCAGUACUGUGUGACAGGAUGUCAGUACUGUGUGACAGGAUGUCAGUACUGCGUGACAGGAUGUCAGUACUGUGUGCCUGGCUGUCAGUACUGUGUGACAGACUGUCAGUACUGUGUGACAGGAUGUCAGUACUGUGUGCCUGGGUUUCAGUACUGUAUGACUGGCUGUCAGUACUGUGUGCCUGGGUGUCAGUACUGUGUGCCUGGCUGUCAGUACUGUGUGACAGGAUGUCAGUACUGUGGGACUAGGUGUCAGUACUGUGAGACUGGCUGUCAGUACUGUGUGACUGGCUGUCAGUACUGUGUGCCUGGGUGUCAGUACUAUGUGCCUGGGUGUCAGUACUGUGUGACUGGCUGUCAGUACUGUGAGACUGGCUGUCAGUACUGUGAGACUGGCUGUCAGUACUGUGUGCCUGGGUGUCAGUACUGUGUGCCUGGGUGUCAGUACUGUGAGACUGGCUGUCAGUACUGUGUGACUGGGUGUCAGUACUGUGUGACUGCCUGUCAGUACUGUGUGCCUGGGUGUCAGUACUGUGUGCCUGGCUGUCAGUACUGUGUGACAGGAUGUGAGUACUGUGGGACUAGGUGUCAGUACUGUGAGACUGGCUGUCAGUACUGUGUGACUGGCUGUCAGUACUGUGUGACUGGCUGUCAGUACUGUGUGCCUGGGUGUCAGUACUAUGUGCCUGCGUGUCAGUACUGUGUGACUGGCUGUCAGUACUGUGAGACUGGCUGUCAGUACUGUGAGACUGGCUGUCAGUACUGUGAGACUGGCUGUCAGUACUGUGAGACUGGCUGUCAGUACUGUGUGCCUGGGUGUCAGUACUGUGUGCCUGGGUGUCAGUACUGUGAGACUGGCUGUCAAUACUGUGUGACUGGGUGUCAGUACUGUGUGACUGGGUGUCAGUACUGUGUUAUGUGA